UACUAGAUGAACGAAAAACACAUAUCCAAUAGUAGAACUCUCCUUAGCAAAUCUAGCCCUUAUAUUUUAGUUAAUUCCAAAAUGAAUAAUCUUGUAGUUUUCUUCACUUUUUCGCUCUUAGUGUCUCUCUCUCGUGCUAUAGAAGUUGACUUUUGUGUAGCUGACCCUAGUCUUCCAAGGGGACCAGAAGGGUAUGCUUGUAGGGAUCCUGCUACUCUUACAGCAGAUGAUUUUGUUUACACCGGUUUUCGUGGUGACCGAACAAUCACAAACGUACCUAGAAAUAAUGUAACUCUAGCCUUUGUGGAUGCAUUUCCAGCUUUAAAUGGCUUAGGUAUUUCUAUGGCAAGGUUAGACUUUGGUGUCGGUGGAGUUAUACCAGUACACUCACACCGAACAUCAGAGGUUAUUAUUGUAGCAAGAGGGUCAAUAAUUGCCGGAUUUAUUGACGCAAACAAUACUGCAUACUAUAGAAGACUUGAAGUUGGAGACGUUAUGAUUUUUCCACAAGCCAUGCUGCAUUUUCAAGUUAAUGUUGGUGCAACCCCCGCCACUGCCUUUGUUAGUUUGAAUGGCGCAAACCCAGCAAUUCAGUUCUCUAUGAACGCUUUAUUUGCUGGUAACUUACCCGCUGAUAUAGCUCAACAAAUUACUCUUUUAAGUAAUGAGGAGGUAAUGAGAAUGAAGAGGGCAUUCGGCACCGCUUAAUAUACUAUUUAAGUUAUAAUAUUAUUUCACAUCAAUUAUUUGCUUUAUUAGUGUGCUCAAUAAAUACACCAGAUCGUAUGUAGAUGCGCUUGUUUUGGUUAUGUCAUAUAUGUCGCUUUACUUUUAGGGUAAAAAGUUUACUUUGUUGUACAUUCAGCAAUAAAUAAAAUCAUGCAUAUUGCAUAGUCUUUAUUUCAAUAAGCAUCGUGGUUAAAAUCUCUAUCAUCGCACUUAGUCAUAGCCUUGGUGGUAGAGAAGAUUUAUAAUAAUUUGUUUUUUGUUUUGUUCAAA
Beta vulgaris subsp. vulgaris (sugar beet) is the source of this 999-nucleotide messenger RNA. Its product is annotated as auxin-binding protein ABP19a. Gene Ontology annotation, cellular component: cell wall. Gene Ontology annotation, molecular function: manganese ion binding. The record is from RefSeq and is a predicted model, not a curated record. The transcript has a single exon. Lineage: Eukaryota; Viridiplantae; Streptophyta; Magnoliopsida; Caryophyllales; Amaranthaceae. Bases 7 to 708 code for a protein of 233 amino acids.